Messenger RNA from Daphnia magna, 1538 nucleotides. RefSeq lists its product as uncharacterized. The transcript is spliced from 7 exons. The record is from RefSeq and is a predicted model, not a curated record. NCBI's taxonomy places the organism in Eukaryota, Metazoa, Arthropoda, Branchiopoda, Diplostraca, Daphniidae. Bases 65 to 817 code for a protein of 250 amino acids.
UAGGUUUGUCGUAACCCAAAGCCCUUUUGGCCAAUCACCAGAUCAGCCAAGUGUAAAAGACAUCAUGUUCUUCGAAGAUAAAGGGGAGUUCUACAUUGUAGACUUACACACACCUGAAGGAUUACAAGUAUGUGUGGUGCCAGAUAUUUGGUGUUACUACGUAGACGACAAAUUCUGCUGUGUUUGGCCACAUUUUCAUCAGACAAAGGAAAUCAAGAGUAGGACUCAACCCAAGAGAGAGUGGGCCUCAUUCUAUGCGGAUAAGAGAAAUAAGACUUUUGGAAGCUACAACGAAGCUAAAGCCAAAGAAAUUACUGCCACUCAAAAGACAGAUUUAGCUUCUGAGCCCGAAGAUCUUGGAAGGGGUAAGAGGGUUCGCAGGAUGAGGAGACCAUUUUCUCCUGCAAUUGACUACCAUCUUGACUCAUCGUCGUGUAGCGAAGAAGAAGGUGCUUCACAACUGAUGAAAAAUGGAUUGCCUCCUGCCCCAUUCUUAUUGCCGGUCGCCCAGUCAACGGCCCUUUCAGAUGAAGGUACACCAGGAUAUUAUAGUUCGCUACCAAACGAAGAGAAUACAGUAUCACCAACUCAAGAGAUCUGCAGUGAGUUAAUCAGUGCACCAAUCACUUCUCCACAGUCUAGCAGUGAAGUUGAAGAUCGUUCUAUGCAAAUCCAUGGACAAGUUCAACGCAAGAAUUCAGGCGCUGCUGGCUCAACUUAUAGAAAAGAAUCAAUGAAAGUACAUCAGGAUAUUGUAGUUCGCUACCAAACGAAGACAAUGCAGUAUCACCAACUCAAGAGAUCUGCAGUCAGUUAAUUAGUUCACCAAUCACUUCUCCACAGUCUAGCAAUGAAGUUGAAGAUCGUUCUAUGCAAAUCCAUGGACAAGUUCAACGCAUGAAUUCAGGCGUUUCUGGCUCAACUUAUACAGAGAAUGUCGUUGCUGGGUCCUCCGGCACUCCAGCAUGUGGUUCAUCUGGGACAAUGGGAACGUUUAACCGUUAUGUAGUAUCACAACAAGAUUUUCCAUUCUUCGUGCCCUGAAGCAAGUCAAUGCUACAAUGAAGGAGAUGGAUCGAAAAAUUUUAUCCAUAGAUAAGAAGGUGGGAAGACGGCAACUGAAGAAACUACUUUUGCUGACAUCGAAGAUUUCCCAGUAUCUUUUCCGCUAGCAAACGUUGAAGAAUUCAUUAAGCUUGAAGACAUACUAAAUGAAGAUCCAUCUAAAGCUGCCAUUGUGGUAAUAGUUUACGUCAAGUUUUACAUAACAAAUUUUUACAUGUACUUUGGCAGUAUCAGUUAGUAAAGUCGUGUGGUGGGAUGUCGGAAUCGGAUGCGAUUUGUCGGGCGUGGAUCAAAAUUACUUCCAUUGAGUGUCGCUCUGACUGCAAUUGGAAGGGUGUCAAAGAGGCACUCACCAGAAACAUGGGCUCGAACUUUCAUCGAUUAAGGAUGCUGUAUUAAAGGGAAUCAGAAUGAACGCUACGUACGCAGAUCUCAAGGAUGCGGUGUUUGAACAUGAGACCAGGAAGUUUUUC